Molecule: messenger RNA, 6360 nt
Organism: Chiloscyllium plagiosum (whitespotted bambooshark)
Lineage: Eukaryota; Metazoa; Chordata; Chondrichthyes; Orectolobiformes; Hemiscylliidae
Source: RefSeq, a predicted model, not a curated record
UCACUGACCCCGAUCAUUCAGUGUGAUUAUUAAACUCAUGGUAUUACAUCCAGCUGUUUGAGGACUUACAACAAGCGAGUGCAUUGUGAACUUUCAAUAUGGAUAAACAAAGUACAAGAAAAUCUCUUCCCUUCUCCAUACGUCUCUCCCACUUCACAGUGCUGGCAUUGAUGGCUCUACUGCUCCUGGUGCUGAAUUUGUAUGGCAUAAUGUAUGAUAACACUGCAAUUAUUGGAUCUUAUCCCAAAUGGAGGAGAUAUCCAAUUCCAAAGUUUAAUCACACCAUGAGGCAGAAAGUGGAGACAAGGAAUCUCCAUUGGACAGACAAGCUGGUUCAAAAUGGCUACCAGAAUCACAGCUUCACCCCUGAAGAAAGGUCAGAGGGAAUGUUCCUUAUGAAAAUGAUCGAAUGGCCUAAAUCACCCAACUCUUCUAUGCCAUUUCGGAAAAGCAGUGACCCAGCACAUGUUCGUUUUGUAAUUUUAAAUUCUGCAAAGACUUUCUAUGUGGGGGAUCAGCUGCAAGUGAUGCUGCAGAUGUAUGAUUUUGACGGUCACCCAAAGCAAUAUGGGGGUGACUAUCUCCAAGCUCGGAUCCACACCCCAGCUUUAAAAGCUGGUUCAGCAGGAACAGUUAUAGACAAUGAAAAUGGAUUUUACUAUAUCAAUUUUACUUUAUUUUGGCCGGGGAAAAUUGAAGUUUCUGUUUUACUGGCUCAUCCCAGUGAAGGGAUCCAAACACUUAAAAGACUACGUGAGGAACGACUAACGAGAGCAUAUUUUAAAAGUACCUUCAAGAAUAGGAACAUUUUAGAGACUACUCAAUGUAACCUUUAUUUGGCUCAGACUGGGCCACUUUGUAACUUUACUGAUCCCAGGACUGGGGAGCCCUGGUUCUGUUACAAACCAAAGAAGCUUCCCUGCUCUGCUCGUAUUAGCUCGACUGUAGCAGGAUUUCUAACAAAUCUCUUCAUUGGAGAAGAGAAGCUUUAUUUCCAAAGUCGCAUCAACCUCAAGCAGCCCAUAUUACCCAGUGGCACAGGAUACAUAAUGGUAGAGCCUUCACCUCGACCAGCUCCGGGUCUUGGAAAAUGUGUCCGGGGACAGCCCAUUGUUUCACCAUCUGGUUUUUAUUAUAAGGACCAGUGGAUGUCAUCGACCUGCAAUAUUUACCACUUUGACACUCCUGCAAAAAUGACAAACUGUCUUCGUCGAAAAAAAGUUUAUCUGUUUGGAGAUUCCACUAUGCGUCAGUGGUUUGAAUAUUUAACUCAAUCCAUUCCAGGUCUGAAAACAUUGGAUCUUGGUAAUCGUAUCAAGAUUGGUCCUCAUCUUGCAGUGAACGUGGAAAACAACAUUGUGGUAAAAUUUCGCCCUCAUGGUCUUCCCAUCCAAUUCAACACCUUUUCAAGACACCUGCGUUAUGUUUCAAAUGUACUGGAUGAAAUUAGAGGAGGAGGAAACACAGUUAUAGCCAUUACCUUAACAGCCCAUUUCACCCCUUUUCCUGUCGAAGUCUACAUUCGGAGAAUACAGAAUAUCAGGAGAUCAAUUCUACAAUUACUUGACAGGAGCCCGGGUACACUGGUUGUAAUAAAGACAGCCAAUGUCCGGGAACAGCUCCCACAGACCAUUACCUCUGCCAGUGACUGGUACGCGUAUCAGUUUGAUUCAGUGAUGAGGAAGAUGUUCACAGGCAUCAACGUGGUAUUUGUUGAUGCCUGGGAGAUGACAAUAGCACAUUACCUUCCUCACCAUAUACAUCCCGGGAGAAUUAUUAUAAAGAACGAAGUAGAUGUGUUUCUUUCAUAUGUGUGCCCUUCUGUAAAAUAAUGAAAUUUGUAUGGGAUCAAUUAUAACCUGGGUUUUUUUUCAUAUGAUUCAAAAUCUAAAGUAUAACUUCAUAUUUUUAGGGGUCUAUAUCAUCACUGCUACAGGAUAUCCAUGUCUGACACUUGUCUAACAAACUUGGUCUGAACAUACCCACUGAAUAUCUAUGCACGUCUCACAAACUGUUCAAUUAUUCAGCACUUCCCCACACUCCUGCUCACACAAUAUCUCACACACAUAACAUCUCAAAAACACAGACUCUCUCUCACACAUAAUUCCUUAAGCGAAUACACUGUGGGAAAAGAUCUGCCACCUGCUUACCCAUAAUAGGCCCACACAGAACAUAGGAAAGUAAACUUGACCAAACUAUACCAGAAACACCCAGAAUGCCUCAGCAGAGACCAAACAGACUGACAAGUGAAACCAGAGAGCACUCACAGACAAGGGAAUACACUUCCUAAAACACACUAACAAUAUCAGGUCAACACGGCUGUCCCAAAGCCCCGAGGGCAGUCUCAUAACACAGCAAUACCAAAGCCACACAAAGAACAGGUCAUACGGAGAGGCACCACCAAGGACAUCGCUCCCAGAACAGGACAAUGGAAGCACCUUAGUGUUUCAAAAGCGACAUUCUCACCUACCUGCAAAGAGGACUGGAGUCUCCUGAUCCAUUGAUACUGUCAGGAUGUUGCAUUGUAUCGAGAAUCAGGACAUUCAUCCGAUAACUGUUUUUCAAUUAUCAUCAUUGUAAUUAGAUUAUUUCAUUUCCAAAUACAGUGUAUCUUUCCCCAUUUUAAUUAACCUUAUUGUACAAGAUUCCUAUAAAACCUGGCUUCAACCUCAGCUCGAGGAAGAGAAUUCUCUGACAGCUUAGUCAAUUUCUCUUCUGCGAUAUCACCGUACUAAUAAGCUGUUUGUCAGUUUCACUUCAAACUGUGCUUUGUGAUCUCAAAUUUAAUGGGCUAGUUUCUCCGACAGUUUGGCGUUAGUCGGCACCCCUUUUUCUUCUCUCUCAACAGGGUAAGCGAAGCUGAUAUUUCAAAUUUAGACCAAUUCAGACCUGAUGGCUAACCCUGCCCCAGUGGCUCAGACCAGAGAAAGGCUGGACGACUGGGGAGGGUGGCCACAUUUCUGAUCUAGUAACUGCGGCAAAUUGGUUUCAGCUACCACAGACUUGGCCUGGGGAGGUAGUCAGGUAGGCUCCUAAAUUGAUCAAUUAAAUUUUAAACAAUUUGGCAUAUGCCUGAUCCAACUUGAGCCAGGACUUGUGUCAGGAUCCUGAUCCAGCCAGGUGAAAGACGGUCGAGCAGAGAAAGUAUGGCAAGAUAGAAGGAGAGAACGCUGAUCAAUUUUCGAUAGAUCCUCCGCUCGAAGGAAAUUGGUUGGGGCCCCAUUUGUGUAGUGCUGCCCUGUGGUCUCUAAGUUUUUGUUUUGGGCGCGUCUGCUUGUUCUGCCAUUACUGAGUGUUUGUCAGGUCAAUUUCAGUUCUCCCACCUGGCUGUGUUUGUUCAGUGCUUAAGUGUUUGUUUACUUUGCGGUCAGUGAUUAUUGCCUAACCUGUCAAUCACUCACAGCCUGUGUGUUCUGCGAGCGCUCUGUUUUUCCCUCGAAAGCUGGAGCACUGCCUUUACACAUCAACCCAGGACAUUCAUUUUUUGUCGGGAUAUGCCAGCUGUAGGAGCUGGGCAACUCCAACCACAUAGUGAGAACGGCCCAGGGCCGAAAAUGAACAGGAAUAUACAGAGAAGGCAAGGUAAAUAUGUGAACUUCAAGAAUAAGUUAGGAGAUGUUCUUGUUACACCUAGUUCACCGGCAGACACUGUGCUAAAAGGCACAGCAGACAACCCUUACGAAGGGAACUGGCCAUAUGGGGGGGGUCCUUCAAAAUUGAUAAAACUGAUUACUGGACCACGGCCAUUACAGGGGGGCACGGGGAUCCCUCAUGGCACACUGUCGACAUGUUGCAGUGUCCCACCAAGUUUCAGGACAUUGUCAAACACCAUCAGUCCCCUAAAGUAAAGGACCGCUGCAAUAAAACCCCGACGACGGAGACCCCUCCACCCUGGACACAGCCCUGCCGCCCUACGCCCCUCAAUCCCCGACACCUCCCCGACCAGCCCCAGAGAGGGACCCGCUGCUAAAUGAAGUGGCUGCCUUUGUUACCACACAGCCCACGAGAAACUCGCAACAGGACACAGCAGCCGCUGAGCAUUCUGAAUCACUACUGUUACCCAACCCAGAUAUUAACCACAGGGUCACACGUAGCAUGGCGGCUGCCCUGAAAAACCAGGGCACUGAAUGUCAGCUUCCACACAUCAUGAUUGGCUCUACUCCCCUUGAUAAGCCCUGGACCCACGCAAAGGUCCGGGCCAUGUUGCAGGAUGCCCCAGACCCAUUGAAACAACCACUCGCAUUCUAUAAUUGGCUACUACAAAUUUCCAACAUCUACAACUGUCUGCCCCAGGAUGUGCAGACCCUGUUACAACUUCUUAUGGGACCCACUGGACGACCAUUAACUUCCCCACCCAACUCUGGGAUGCUGCUGCAGACUGGGAGAGAUGCUGGGAGACAGCACUGUGAAGGAGGCGGUAAAAGCCAGUGCAAGACAGCACACAGAUUUUGGCACUGUUACCCAGUGUCUGCAGAGAGCAGACGAGCCCUUGCCGGACUUCAUUGCCUGCUUUAGGGAGGCCUGGGACUCCUCAGCAAGCAUUCCCUUAACAAUAAGAAACUGACUGGACUGACUCUCGUAAAUUGCUGCCCCCUACAGUCUGCGCAUAUAUAUAAACUACAUAAUCUGACGAGGCAAACACUGUCCUGGGGGGACACCUUGAUCAGACUCACUAACCUGGAUAGGAGUGGAUUGUUCAUCACGCCAAGACAGACGGGGCAUUCCCCCGAAUUGCACAACCAGACCCGCCCUAGGGACACAGCUAAGUCAGUGCAGAGAGCUGUGGGAUUUCCAAAAGGACAGUGUUGGAACUGUGGAAAAACAUGACACUUGGCUAAAUGCUGCUGGUUACCACCCAAGGUGAGGGCGGCUCAUCUCUUUUCUGGUAGAUUCCGGGGCCAUCCAUUCGUCUGCGCCUCCCUCUGCAGAACUUUCCCUGAAUUCCAAGACUGUCACACAGUAUGUGCUUCGGGAAUGCCCAUGACAGAGCCACUCUCCCAACCCAUGAACUUUAGUGUCGGACCAGCCACUGUCCCUGAUGCGGUCAUCAUUUCCACUACCUGCCCAGUCACCCUCCUGGGCCGACAGACCUUAUGCAAACUAAACGCCAGCAUUCACUGUUCCCCUGAGGGUCUCACACUGGAGAUCCCGGUCACCCACUACUCCAUGUUGCCGGUGGCAAUCACCUGCAGCCCUAAACCUUCCGACUAGGCAAGCUCCUGCUAUCCCUGUCCAUGCCCCAAUACACCUACCCACACUCUUCUUGACCCCCUUCUUUCCCUAUUACCAACGGCCCCUUCAUCCCCCACUUUAUCUUUCCUCUGCUGGGCGAUACUGACAGGCCUCGGUCUGUCAGUUUCACUGUGCAGCUUCCGGUCCUCAGGACCCAGCAUCACCACAUACUGCACUCGCAGACCCUCCCCUCCCCACUAGCAGCAACUGGCCUGUACUUUGUGGGACCACAGAGGGUGACAGCAGAGGUACAGCUUGGCAAGGAACAGGCUGCACUAUUCUGCAACGGACAGACAGCAGUCCCCCACAUUCCCCUCAUUGUCAAAAGCCCAUGGCUCCCCAAGGAUUUAGGCUUCAUGAUGGUGCACCUGAGGAAGCACCUCCCUCUUCACCGCACCCCUCAGUCAGACCCCCGCUCCUCUCGUAGAGAUUGCCCAACUUGGGCAGGAUGAUUUCGGUGCUGCACUCCUGCAACACUCCAGGCCACUUUCACCAUGCAAGCCCCAGGCACUGCCCCUCCUACGAAAAUCCCCUGUUGCUUGCUGACCUUCCAGCAUCACUGUGGGUGCAGCACCCCAACCACGCAGGCUAGUGAGAUCCUGCCCACCACACACUGUCACAGUAAAACAGGGAACCAUCCUGCCGUCUAUACAGCAAUACCCACUGUCGCCUGCAGCAGCAGAAGGCAUCAAGCCAGUGAUUGACUCCCUCCUACAACAGGGUGUCCGAGUUCCAACAAUCAGUCCUUGUAAUACACCCAUCCUACCCAUCCCGAAACCCAGGAGGCCAGGGAAGUGGCGCUUUGUCCAAGAUCUCUGAGCCGUGAAUGUAAUUGUGAUUCCCUGCUCCCCAGUGGUCCCGGACACUGACACCAUCCUCACCACUAUCCCUGCCUCUGCCACCUGCUUUUCUGUAAUCAACCCCUGCUCAGCCUUUUUCUCCUUCAAAUUGUCCCCUGAAAGCCAGUACCUUUUUGUUUUUAUGUACGGCGGCUGCCAGUACACAUGGAUCACACUUCCCCAGGAUUACAUGGAGAGCCCCACAGUCUUUGCUGCUACAGUACACCGUAUCCUCUCUACUUUACACCUGCCAUGCAACAGUACCCUUCUGCAAUAUGCGGAUGAUCUA